Gopherus evgoodei (Goodes thornscrub tortoise) is the source of this 1391-nucleotide messenger RNA. RefSeq names its product protein lifeguard 1-like. The coding region runs from base 60 to 1145 and encodes 361 amino acids. Gene Ontology annotation, cellular component: membrane. NCBI's taxonomy places the organism in Eukaryota, Metazoa, Chordata, Testudines, Testudinidae. The record is from RefSeq and is a predicted model, not a curated record. The transcript is spliced from 11 exons.
GGCAGGACUGGCUGUGUGGAGAGCUGGUGCAGAAAGUACUCAAGAGAACGAAUAAAACAAUGGAGGCGGAGGUUAGACGUCGCUCAUUGAGACGCAGUCAAAACAAACAAAACAUUGAAGUGGCAGAAGUCCAUUCCCCACCAGCCCAACACAGCGAAAAAAGGCUUCCUAAUAAGGGGUCCCAGCAGAGCAGUUCAAUGCUAAACCAGCACAAUAACGAUAACAAAGAUGAAUGGCAAUGUCCUGAGUGUUCACAGAAAGAAGCUGCAGAAAGAAAACUGCUAGAGAUGGAGAAAAACAAACCAGCCGAAGUUAACACUAAAGAUGGAGGGCAGAUGCCCGAGACUGAGAACCAGAAUUCCCCAGCAGCAUCGCCUGGCUACAAUAUGGAUUAUCGGAUGAGCAGUCCAAAUACAAAACCCCAGUCUACAGGAGUCACAUCGGAAAGCUCAGAUGGUCUUCAUAGAGCUUUCGUCUUGAAAGUGGACUGCUUUACAGCACUUCUCUUGGCCAUAACAAUUGGUAUGAUCUCUGGAUUGAUUUACUGGGACGUGCUUCAAGGAUGGCAGCAGAAGAAUCUCUGGUUUUGGCUUAAACUUCUUCCAGCAACUAUUAUUCUGCUGUUUAUAAUUGACUGGUGUGAGAACAACUGCAAAAAAUUCCCACUGAACUUAAUGUUACCAUUGAUGAUUACAAUUAUUGAAGGCCUGGUGCUUGGAGUGGUUUCAUCCUUCUUUGCUGCCAUGACAGUAAUGCAGGUUGGAGGAAUAACAGCAUUUGUGACUUUGAUGCUGUGUUGGGUUGCUCUGAAGUCAAAAAUGAAUGUCACUCAUGAAGCUGUGCCUUUCUGGACUGUGGUCUCAGUGCUGAUCAUCUUUGGACUUCUCUCUAGCUUUAAGAAAUCACCUAUACUACAACUAAGUUAUGCUUUGGCUGGAAUGCUGACCUUUGCAAUUCAUUUGAUGCUGACACAAGUUAGGAUCAGAAGAGACCCCACAAAGGAUCAAGAACCCAUUGAUUAUGCCCAUCCAGCACUGAAUCUCUACAUAGACAUUGUAAAUCUUUUCUUCUUUACGCUGCAGCUAAUGGAGCAUGUCAACUGUUUGGACUGGGGUAGCCAGCCUCAAGGGCAGGGGCAGCAAUGAGUUAUUUUGGGGUAAGGGGCUGGUAAUCCUCCCAUAUAGUGAGAGGAGUACACUGCAUGGUUAGACUGAACUGUUUUUAUCCACAUAGGGCCUCUGCUUCUUGAUCCCUGCGGAAAGGGGCUAGGUUAAUGUUGUGGGGACACCCUUCCCUCCUGGGGGAGUGUGAAACACACUAGUACAGUGGUUUUCAAACUUUUUUUUUGCAGCCCACUUGAAAAUUGCUGAGGGUCUCAGCAGACCACUUAA